AGCAGACGACACUACAGUGCUGUCAUUUGCCGGUAGUUGAAUUGUUAUUGUUUGUAAACUUUUUCCUUACUCUUUCCGAAAUGGAGGAAGAAGAUUUAGGUGACGAUUUCUCGUACAAUAGUGUUGCCAUUCAGUCAAGUGAAAAACAUGAACGAGUUAUCAUCCAUAUAGAUAUCGACUGUUUUUAUGCCCAAGUUGAAAUGAUCCAAAAUCCAUCUUUAUGUGGCAAACCACUUGGUAUCAAACAGAAAAAUAUUGUUGUAACCUGUAACUAUGAAGCAAGGGCGCUUGGUGUUGAGAAACUUAUGUCAAUAAAGACCGCGCUAGAAAAGUGCCCUUCCUUAGUACUUGCAAAUGGAGAGGACUUGAAAAAGUAUAGAGACAUGUCAGAGAAGAUUUAUCAAAUUCUUCAAUCGUUCAGCCCAUUUGUGGAGAAACUUGGCUUGGAUGAAAAUUUUAUUGACAUUUCCCACAAAAUCAACAAGUCCCCUGAAAUAAAACCAGAAGUUUCUGGACACAUUUUCGAAGAAAAGAACAGUGGUGAAACUUGUGCAUGUGGUUGUACAGACAGACUAAAAGAAGGUUCUAUUAUUGCUCAGGAAAUGCGAAAUCAACUAAAAAGUGAACUUGGAAUCACCUCCUGUGCUGGAAUUGCUUGUAACAAGCUUCUAGCUAAAUUGAUUGGAGCAACCCAUAAACCAAAUCAGCAAACCACCUUGUUCUCAGCAUCAUCUUUAAACUUGAUGAAAUCAUUGAAGCAUCCUAGAAAUAUUCCUGGAAUUGGUUCAGCAAUGAACAGAAAACUAGAGGUUCUUGGUAUUGACACCAUAGAAAAACUUCAAGCCGCAGAUUUGUUUAAGCUUGUUGAAGCACUUGGAGCCAAAACAGCUAACCAAAUUCAACAACUGAGUUUUGGCAUCGACAAUAGUCGUGUCAAAAUAACCGACAGACCGAAAUCUAUUGGAGCCGAAGAUGGAUUUCCUACAAUCAAAAGUGAAACUGAAGUGCGCAAGAAGCUCAAGUGCCUGCUAGAUCGAGUUUGGGAGUUGGUGGAGAAGGAUGGCCGUAGACCAAGUCAAGUUAAAUUGACAGUUCGGAAAUUACAUGCGACCAAUCACAGUGUCAGAGAGGCCCGCCAGACUGCAAUAGAUCUUACGACUGGAUUUCCUAGCAACGCGCCAUUAGGACCGUUAAGUGAAAAUCAAGAAAAAAAAGUCAUCACGACUCUAAUGAAUCUCUUCGAAAAGGUAGUAAAUUGCGAUGAAUCAUGGCAAGUUACAUUGUUGGGUAUUUCGUUCUCUGGUUUUCCCUCUGGCAUCGAAAGCCCAGCGAAAAAUUCCAUCAACAAAUAUUUUACUUGUUCAUCGCGACCGAACGAAACUUUGCCACCUCCAACUAAGCGUGGACGCUUUGACGAAUCUGUCCUCCAAGAAUUACCUGACGACAUCCGUCAAGAAGUUUUAGAAGAUAUGAAGUGUCAAAUGCCAUCAUCAAGCACCUCCCAACAGUCAGCAGAUUUUGAUUGUCCAAAAGGUGUUGAUCCUCAAGUGUUUCGCGAGCUCCCGGUGGAGAUCCAGAAGGAACUGCUGGCUGGGGAGAAAAAUAAGAAGCCAAUCGCAACCAAAAAACCUAAUAACUUAUUACAGUACUUCCGUAAAGUGUAAAUAUGUAUUCUGUAGCUAUAAAUGAUCAACAAAGACAUGUUAUUUCAUGGAUGGGAUAUAAUUUUAGCCACUUCCUUACUUACCUUUCGAGACCAAAAACACCUUAUCGGCCAUCUUGUCUAGUAAUUAGUAACAACCAACGUUAAGGUAAGUGAGGUGUUUUUGUUUCCGUUUUGUUGUUGUUGUUUUUUUCUAGAAUACUUACUAUCCUGGCAUUUUUAUUUUUUUUUUUUUAAAGAUUAAAUCUUUUCAAAUGACUUGACAUUAUAUUUUGAAAUUUGACGUUUGGCCACACAGAAUGCUGAACGACCAAUUUUAGAAAUCUUAUAUUUUAUAAAUAUUCAUCAAGUUUGCCGAUUGUUGUUUAGUUGGCAUGUAUAUGUAUGAAAAAAUGCAAUUGUCAUUCUAUUUGCAUGUCACCGUCGACGGUUUCCAGAACAUUUAUGGUGACGGUUUACAUCAUACAACGUAUCCUUUUCUGGAACUCUAUUACUGAACAAAAGUAAAUAACCCACAAGUUCUAAUGUAAAUUUGCUUUCUUGCUUUCACUUCAUACCAGACGUGUGCAAACUAGCAGACCCUAACAUUUCACAUACCGCUAUGCUAAAUGUUAUUGACUGAAACUUUUUUGAAUUUUGCUGCAUAAGAACUGUAUUGGCGUUCUCAAGGAUGACUUCCGAAAACAACUUCAACUAAAUUUUAAAAAAAUAUAAAUUUGGUACGAUAACUGACACUUGUGUGUUUGGGAACACAGCUAAUUUUCAUAAUUUUUUCUAAGUUUAUCUCUAGCGUGGUAAUUAUCGGUAAUUAUUGAACGUCUAAUUCUAAAAGAACCUGAUUUUUGUUAUCCUCAUUAAAUUUAAGUUCGAUUUCAUGUGCACACUGAAAAUCGUCCAAAAUCGAGAUUUUCUCUGAACUAAACUGAUACUGAACGUUUAGGAAUACAAAUACCCUCCGGGAGGAGAGCCAGAGCCCAGAGGAAGGCUUUCAACGACUGCUGGAGUUUAUUAGCGACAUCACCAAUGUUUCACGUUUUAUUUUUAAUAAUAGCUGCCUGACCAGGGGAGGAACACCCGCGGUAAGUUUAAAUUAAAUUAAUUACACGGCAUGUCGAUACCGAAAAGAUUGCAACUUGGUCCCCGAAUGCGGCCAGUACGUUCCCUACCACAAAAUUUUACUUUUGUUCGACUUGACGUUUGAUUGUUUAUGUGAUAUUAAUUUUAAAAAUGGUGGUUUGCCAAAGAAUCGAACUAAGUCCUCUUUUUCGGAAAAUUUUGAAGAGGUGUUAGUUCAUAUCUGACAUCCAAAGUCGAAAAAAUUCUAUUUUUGGAUUAUCCAGAUGCAAUCAUUUAUAGGUAAAAACUAUUGCUUGGUACUAUAAAAAAAAAGAAUUUUGUUUGACUUUGGUUAUCAGUUUUCUCAUGUGCUAAAACCACUUCAAAAUUUUCUGAAAAAGUGGAUUUAGUUCGAUUUUUCGGCAACUCACUAUUUUUCAAAUUAAUACCUCAAACUAAAAAACGUAGAGAAUCGCGAUUUGCACCAGUAGACUAGACGCAAAAUUUUACAUGAGUUAUGAAUUAGUAUAAAUUUGAACGCGUCACCUGCACCCGACGUCUAAUUGCGGUAGGCCUAGCUUUCUGUCUACCACGCUUAGCAUAGAGGAUUUGUUUGAAUGGAGCCAAUUCAUCAAUCCACGCAAAUGCCUCUGUAAACAAACAACAAACCAUUAACGACUUCUUGUGCGCGACAUUGCGCAGAAUAGUGAACAAUAUUUAACGACAGCUAUUGCCCGAAUUAAGCAUAUAUAUUCAUAGAUGGCACAAGUAGGAAACAAAUUCAUUAAAAAAAUUUAGCGAUCAAUCAUUAAAAUUUUCUUUAACUUUAGCGAUAAAAAAGUGAUUAAGAAAAAAUUGUUCCCAAGGCGUGUAUGUCAUAGUCAUAAUCUCCGGAGAUCGGAGUGCGAUAGCGUCUUUAGAACUAGAGCGCACUGCAUAUUUUAAGAAAAGUGGAGUUCUAUGGUCGGAUAUUUAAAAUUUAAUAGAGUUUAUGGCACGCCGAAAAAGGGUUAAAAAAAAAAAAAAAAAAAGUUUCGCCACACGUCAUCUAGCGGUCAAAUAUAGAACUGCAUGAAAAAUUCCUUUUUCUUGCCCCUAAACCCGAAAUUUUCUUCGCUUAUUCCGUCAGAACUCAGAACAUGAUAAGAGAACUUCGACCACACAAACUAAAAAAAAAAAACGCUUUUAACCUAUCAUCAUUUCAUCUGAGUCAACAGUCAACGUUAAGCUAGCUUCAAAAAUUACCAAUGAAUUCAUAGUCAGAGUAAACGUGAAAGUCGUGCAACCUACCAUCAACUAUUUUGUUCCAACUCAUUGUAUUCUACUGAAUGUGUCAUUGAAAUGAUACAGAUCACCGACCCCAGCAUGGUCCAAUCUCUCAUUCCAUCACAUUCCAUCUUCUAGAGAAUCUUGGAUUUUUGGAUAACUGAUUGGCGGUUCAAUGUGUUUCUAAAUUGGCAUGACUGACUUUAUGAUAAGUUAUGUCCUUCCAAGAAAAAGGACUUACAGUCAACAAGAUUCCUUGUUUGCUAAACCAUUGGCUGCUACCCUUGAAUCUCCCUAUUUUUCAACAACAAAAAAUAGAUGUUGCCUAUGAGACCAAAUGUGGGGCAUCUGGUUAUCCCUCCAAAUUAAGGCAAUGACCAUACGUUCAACUCGGAUCAUUCGUUUUGUCAUCGAACUUGACUCAUUCCAUCUUCUGGAUUGCUUAGGAAAGCUGAUUGUUGUUACCUGUGUAACUUCAUUGUCAUGUCACUGAAUUAAAAUUUUGUUUACAUUUUGUUUCUUGAUUUAGCCAUUUAGAUAAUGACCGAGAAGAUGCGGCCUACAUGAACAUUAUUUAGGCGGCCAGCAUCAUUCGACUACCCAACCGGCUUCUACUAUCUACCCUGCUCUCAACACAGCACGGAGUUUUACCCUUUAGAUUUUUGGUGUUCGCGAUGUGUGAUGGCGUUUCCUUGGACGAGAUGAUGAUUUUGGUGAGAAAAAUAUUGCGUUCUAACCUUCAGGUUCAUAAAUUUGCAUGACAGACUUUAUGAAAAGUAAUGUUCUUUCAAGAAAGUCAACAAGGUCCCUUGUUUGCUAACCCAAUGGCUGCUACCCUUGAAUCUCCCUAUUUAGCUCCUUACACAGUCUCUCUUUAUUUGAGGGUAAUCCUUCGCUGCCGAUCAUGGACUCCAUUGGUGAAACUGAAAACCAACGAGAGAAUGCUGUAAUCCAAGACUGAUAAAUUGUGUAGUUAGAUUAAAUUACAAGUGCAUUUCUGGGC
This is a messenger RNA of Daphnia pulicaria, 4988 nucleotides long. Its product is annotated as DNA polymerase iota-like. Gene Ontology annotation, biological process: translesion synthesis. The transcript has 7 exons. The record is from RefSeq and is a predicted model, not a curated record. Gene Ontology annotation, molecular function: damaged DNA binding; DNA-directed DNA polymerase activity. Lineage: Eukaryota; Metazoa; Arthropoda; Branchiopoda; Diplostraca; Daphniidae. The coding region runs from base 81 to 1664 and encodes 527 amino acids.